Batrachochytrium dendrobatidis JAM81 is the source of this 4545-nucleotide messenger RNA. RefSeq lists its product as uncharacterized. Gene Ontology annotation, molecular function: nucleic acid binding; 3'-5' DNA helicase activity; four-way junction helicase activity. The transcript is spliced from 13 exons. Gene Ontology annotation, biological process: double-strand break repair via homologous recombination. The record is from RefSeq and is a predicted model, not a curated record. Gene Ontology annotation, cellular component: nucleus; chromosome; cytoplasm. NCBI's taxonomy places the organism in Eukaryota, Fungi, Chytridiomycota, Chytridiomycetes, Rhizophydiales. Bases 1 to 4545 code for a protein of 1514 amino acids.
AUGGAGGAAUAUAGAAAUCAGCUUGCUGAUUGGGAACAAUAUUUCUGUAGAAAGUAUGGCCGAAAACCACUCCCCGCAGAUAUUGAUAAACGGCCUCGAGUUGCUGCGACAUAUCGACGAUAUCAGGAACUGAAAAACCGAGUCAAUGGAUCAAAUAAUGCUCAAAUAUCAGACACAUCUACUAACCAUUUCAAGCAGCUACGUCCACUUCGUUCAAUCUCUGAAUUGGAUUCAAUCAACUCGAGAUGCACUUCCAGCUCAAAUUCUCAAAUCAAGCCUGUCGUUCCAACUACAUCGUUGGACCACUCCUCUAAGCAUUGCGCCAAGUCUCCGAUUCAUUUUAUCAAGUCUCCAUUUGGAAGCAAAGUGGAUAGGAUUGCAUAUGAACGGAUGUAUUCAGAAAAUCAAAAACCAAAAGAUACAAUUAUACAUUCUGGUCCAGCAGAAUCCACGUUUGGACUAGCGUCUAAUAUUAACGUAUCUAUCGAUGGGAUCCAAAAAGAUUCCGUAUUCAAAACACCUACAAAACCUAGAUCCAAUUCCAAUUCCAAAUCAGCAUCAAAUACUAGCCCUUUGUUCAAGAGCCCAUUAAGUGCUAGCAGGCACAACCAUAGCAAAUCUCCAUUUCUCCUCUCCUCAACAAAGUCUAAUGGGUUGGGAGCCACGUUUGUAAAAGAUGAUAUGGACGAAGAGUGGAUCGGCCCAUCCCCUGCAAAGACUAAUCGAACUGGUCAAACAUCAUUGAUGGAAUCUUUGUUUGUUACAGGUUUUGAAGAGAAGCUUGAGAAAUCUUCAAAAAAGAGUAUUUCUAGUGGAGGAUCUAAUUUGUUUUUGGAUCGCUUGAGUGCUGUCAAGUCACCUAAAAAGGGUUUAACCAGUGUGAGUAAAUCAAUGUUGCAUACUAGCGCAUCCACUACUUCAAAGCGGCUGCCUCGACGCACACAAUCCGAGUCCAUUUUGAAAAAGAUGCCUGCAUUCUUCAAAAACACUUCACUUGCUAAUUUCGAUAUCAACAGCCAAGUUUCAAAAACUGUAUUACCAAAUACAGUUUUUACCGCUCCUACGUCAGAUCCAUCCCUACCGACAAGCAUUGAUGAUAUCAACACCCCAUUUGGCACAUUCCUGAAUAAAGAUCAUCAAAACACCAACCACCAAGCUGGAGAACAUAUUGAAGACAAGAAAGACUUGCCGAGUCUACCAGACAGGAAUCAAGUUUUAAAUAGUAGCACGGAUAUAGCUAAAAAUGACAAGUACAAGAUUCAAAGCAUGUUUUCUAAUGGCACUCGAUCAUCUAGAUGGCAUUUACAAAGUUCUUUACCAAAGCCUACAAAGGGAUUUGUAUCAGUUCAUUCUACAUCAUCCAUUCCCAUUUAUCCAAAGGAGCAACCGGCACUUUCAUGUUCAAAACCAUAUUUUUCUCAUGACGAAAAUGAUGACAGCGAUAGCAGUGUUGACUUUGGAUCAAAUUGUGUAGUUACUUGCCCAAACAAAUUUAUCAAUGCCAGAUCACUGAAAAGACAAACAUCCAAAACAUUGCUUCUUACAAGCAAUUACCGCGAGUUUCUUAGUUUGAAAGAACAGCAGGCGCUUGCAGAUGUCAUUCGUGAUGUAGAUCAGAUAGUUACUACUAUACCUGGCCCGUCCACCAUGAGUGAACUCACAGUAUCAAAUCAGGCAAUUUCAGAUUGUCACGACACUUUUACCGGAAUGGGAAUUACUUUCGACACAUUCAAAACAGCAUUGACGCCAUCAAAUGUGAUGGUAGUCAAGCAUGAUAAUUUUUUGUCGAUCCAAAAUGAGAGUCUCGCCACCAAUUUCGACACGGAAUCCAGCCGUUGCAUACCUACUCUUAAAAAAGAACCUCGGCUAGAAACUAUGAACAUUGAGAGUGUCGACAUUGAAAGUACAAAAGGAAAAUCAAGAGCAGUGGAUAAUGAGGUAGAUUCUGCACUUGUGCCAAGGGCAAAAAAGAGUCGAAUAACAAAAUCCAAGUCGGCUACUGAGUCUAUGCCAUCUCAAGAAAAAACAAGAAAAACUGGCACAGGAGUAGUCAAUUCAAACUAUCGUGCUUUAAAACUUGGCAAAAAGCCUGUCAAUGGUAGUUCUGGUAGAAAGUUUGGACAUAGAACUGGCAGCAAGAGAGUAAUCAACGACCCCGAUCGAAGUCGCGAGAUCAAUACAUUUGGCGAGAUUGAAGAACUUGAUAAAAAAUCUAAAAUGACCGAUGCAAUUGUAGAUGAAGCACCAGUUAAUAUACCCAUAGAUUUUAUUUACACAUCAGCUACUGCUACACCAUCAUGUGUUCCUGUUUACCACAAAAAUGGUGGCAAUUUGGUCUAUGUCGAUCUGAACCUUGCACUUCAACGAUUGUGUGGUCUCGAUAGUUUUCGAGAGGGUCAAUACGAAGCAAUAGCUCGAAUUCUAUCAGGAAAAAGCACGUUGGUAGUUUUACCUACUGGUGGCGGCAAAUCACUAUGCUACCAGCUCCCAGCAUUCAUUAUUCGCCAUAUUCCUCAAGCUCAGCCGUCUCUUAUCCUCAUUGUUUCCCCAACUAUUUCAUUGAUGCGAGAUCAGAUGCGUUGCCUGCCAGCUGGAAUCCGUGCUGCUUGUCUUUCAAGCGGUCACCAAUCAGCAUCAGUCACUCGAGAAAUUUAUAAAAAGCUUGAAUUCAAUGAAUUAGAUAUUAUUUUUGUUGCUCCAGAAAGACUGCAAAGCGCAUCAUUUGUUGAGCUUAUCCAAACAGGGAAAAUCAUGCCUAUUCAAAUUGCAUAUAUUGAUGAAGCGCAUUGCCUUUCUGAGUGGUCUCACAACUUUAGGCCUUCAUAUUUGCAUCUGCACAAUAUUCUAAAGAAAACGCUCGGUGUUGAGUGCUUUGUCGCAUUGUCAGCUACAGCCACGCUUCCAACACGACGAUCCAUAUGUGGCAUGCUAAAUAUUGACCAAGAAAAUGGCUGUAUUGUGUCUCCUUCCAUUAUUCGAAACAAUUUAAAUGUGUCUGUAACUCCUGUAUCGGCUGAUGAUAGUCGUGAUGCCACUUUGGUUGAUAUGCUGCGCACUCUUCCAUAUCGCAAUCUUGAAUCAAUUAUUGUUUAUACCAUGUUUCAGGCAAGUCACUUGAUACCAGAUUUUUGGUCUGUGACAGCACAAGCAGAUCGAGUUGCACAGUAUCUCCGUGUACGAGACUUUGAUGCUGAUGCCUAUCAUGCUGGAAAAACACCUGAGCAACGUGAAUACGUUCAAUCUCGCUUUCAGCAUGGUCGACUUCGCAUUAUUGUAGCAACCGUUGCAUUUGGUCUAGGCAUCAACAAGCAAAAUGUCAGGAGUGUGAUUCAUUACUCUAUGCCCAGAAGCAUCGAGGACUAUAUGCAGGAGAUUGGACGAUCGGGCCGCAAUGGAGAGCCAGCCUAUUGUAAUUUGUUUUUAGUACAGGAGGAUUAUGUCAAACAUCGUAGUUUUGUGUUUUCAGACGGCGUAGAUGAGGCAGGAAUAUGGCGUUUGUUGAAAGUCCUGUUUCCACCCGUCAAGUCGGGAAAACCCGGUGCUGGAUGUCGUGACAAUAGAGCUGGUUCUGCAAAUGUUAAAGCUAAUGACUCUAUUCGUCUGAUUCUGCCUAUUCAGAAUCUGGAAUCCCAACUAGAUAUACGCGAAAGUGUCAUUUCCACAAUGCUAAGCUACAUUGAGUUGAGCGACACUGAUAACCCACCCAUCAAGGUGUUUCCUACUUUGAGUUCCACAUAUACCUUGUUUUGCAGCAAAGCAAAGUUGGAAACACUUGCCGAAUCUUCUGAUGUGAUUCGGUGGGCAAGAGUGCAUGGUUCCACAAUUAAAUACGGUUUAGAAUUUGAUACCCUCAAGGUUGCCGAGUCUGCAGGUGUUGAACCGUCAACAGUUGCCACAGAAUUGUGGAAAUAUCAGGCAUCCAAGGAACUUAAAUUUAACAGUGGCGACAAAGCAUUCAAUAUUCUAGUUAAUAGAGCUUGGACAGAUGCUAAUGAGAAACAGGCUUUUCUCGAUGGUUUAUGCGAUAGUUUAUUUAAAAAAAUGUCAGCAAUUGAAUCUGCAAGUGCGUGGAAAUUGGAUUAUCUAUACGAGACACUAUAUGCUGCCAUAAGGGAUCCACUGGAUAUGGACACGUCUUUACCGUCUAAUAGCAUAACCAACGAAUCCGAAUCAGCAGCUAAUACAUUAGCUGAAAGUUUACCAAUUGCUCAGCAAACAUUGAUGAAUAGCAUCAUGCUCUACUUCCAGUUGCCAGAGAUAGGCAAAGAUCAAUUGGAAGGAGAUAAAUGGGGCUUUAGAGACCCAGAACUUAUUGAAAAACAGAAAUUAGCAAAAAUAAAUGUGGAGAUUUCCAUCAAAUCGUUUGUCAAGGCACAUUUAAGCGAGGUUACAUCAGGUCGAGCUGUUGCGCGUAUCUUUCAUGGUCUCUCUAGUCCAAAGUAUCCAGCAAAAAUAUGGUUAUCCAACAAGCACUGGAAUUCGCACCCGUAUUACAACUUUAAAGAUCUUGCUAGACUUGCUAGUAAAGCCAUGCAAAAUCGGUAA